CUAACCGAACCGCAUGCGUGUGAGCCACCGACCGGUCGCGAGUGAGCCGAGAACAAAAGCCGUGAGAUAACGAUUGAAUAGACGAACAUUUUAUUGCAAAAAUAAGUGUUAUAAAUUAUUGGACAUUCAAAUUAACUUUGUGAAACACAUGUUGUUAACUUUAUUAAAACAGUUACAGUGAACUAUAUACGCAUAAACACCUAUAACUGAGUGAGAAUUUAGUGUACCUAAACGGAUUGCAGUGUUUUAAUGAAUAAACUGAGCGAGUCAUCGUGGUUUAACGGCUAUUAAAUCACUACACACAUUAUAACCUGCGUGUCCUGCGACGCUAUUACAAUACGGUGUUUACCUACAAUACCUACAAAGUGUUUUGCGGUUAUAUAAGUUAUAUUUAAAGCAAGUUAACAAUGGAGGAUCUACUUAUAUGUCAGCACGAGCUUCUGGAGACCUUAAAAAGAGCUGAAACUAAUUACAAAAAGACGCCUAAGGAGAGGAUUAAGAGAAGUUACAUAGAAACGAGGUUAGAAACAUUAGAACAGCUUUGGAAAGACUUUAAAGACGGUCAUAAGAGUAUUAUUGUGAAAAUUACUAAACAAGAAGACAGAGAAGAUUCAUAUUUCGAAGAAAAUACCUAUGAAACCUUUGAAGAGUUAUACACACAAUACAAGGCCACCUUAAAGGAGCAUCUUCAGCCGUUCUUGGAGCCACCUACUCCUUCUUCACCACCUCCUCACACUUCUACACCAAUGGGUAAUGUACAGAAAUCAUUAGAUGACGAAGUUAAGUUGCCUAUGAUCGAAAUACCUAAGUUCAGUGGCAAGUAUGAAGAAUGGCAGACGUUCUACGACUUAUUUUCUUCACUCAUACACAACCAUAAGCGCUUAUCACCUGUACAAAAGUUACAUUACUUAAAGGGUAACUUAGUUGGAGAACCAGAAGCAAUGUUACGCAAUUUUACUACAACUAAUGCAAACUAUACCGAGGCGUGGAACCUAUUAGUGAAGCGAUACAACAACAAGAGAUUUAAUUGCAAUGCAUUAUUGAAGUUAUUAUUUACACAUAGAUCAAUCAACACGGAGUCGGCGAGUUUAAUUAAACAAUUAGUAGACACCUUUUCUACCUGUUUGAAUGCUUUGAAAAAUAUGGAAGUGCAAACUGAUACCUGGGACUUGUUGAUUGUCUACUUGGUCGUAUCAAAGUUGGAUACUGAGUCUAUGAGACAGUGGGAACAGCAUCUAAGCGGAAGCAGCAUUGAAUUGCCUACCUGGUCGGAACUGCGAGACUUUCUAGAAGCUAGAUUCAGAUCAUUAGAGAUGAUAGACAAUAAUAAGAUCACUACGCAGAGGACAAGUCAACCUAAACCUAUUGUGAAACCUAAGACCUUCCAUACAAACAUGAACAGAGACGUGAAAACACACGACAUCAAGUGUGCAAUGUGCAGCGGAGAGCACUACAUCUACAAUUGCAAGAAAUUCGGAGAGAUGCCUACUAACGAGAGACAGAACUUCGUGCAGACCAACAAGCUAUGCUUCAACUGCCUCGCGCCGUCCCACUCGGUGCUGAGGUGCCGGCAGGCGGCGUGCUGCAGGCGCUGCGGGCGGCGCCACCACUCACUCCUGCACUUCGAGCGAGAGCAGAACACGGAGAAGCCCACCGAGAGUCAAACUACGAGUACAUCUACAGGUAUUUCGAGCGAGUCGUCGUCGAGAGGUAAGCCUUUGUCUAAUGAUACACACAUUGUAACCAAUUUUUCUAGUGAGCAAAUGAAACCUAACUGUGUACUUUUAGCUACUGCUAAUGUGAUAGUUGAGAGUAAAAAUGGUUGCAAAUAUAUGAUUAGAGCUUUAUUAGACCAAGGGUCACAGGCAUCAUUUGUCACAGAGGCGACCGUUCAAUUACUUAAUCUUAAACGAGAAUCAGUAAGUGGUUGGGUGUCAAGCUUGGGAGACGGGCAAACGAGAAUUAAACACAUGGUCUCACUUUGCGUGAAAUCACGCCACAAUCCCAAAGCAUCAGUUCGAGUAGAAGCGUACGUACUACGUUCACUUACAACACUUUUACCUACUACUAAACUUAGCACACCUGACGGGUUAAACUUCGAGAAUUUAGAGUUAGCUGACCCAGGGUAUGCCACACCAGGGAGAAUCGACAUUCUACUUGGAGCGGAGGUCUACAGCGACGUUCUACUGGACGGCGUCAUCAAACAUCCAAAAGGUAACUUAAUGGCACAGAAUACUAUUCUAGGUUGGGUGUUAUCUGGAAGGAUGUCUCGAGAAUCCAUCACCGCGCAGAGAAAUAUCACAAGCUUGCAUGCUCAUGUUAAAGAAGAUGAGAUGCUGAAGCUAUUUUGGGAGUUAGAAAACGAGCCUAAUAAAAUAGAAAAGAGAUUGUCAAGAGAAGAAGAAAAUUGUGAAGAGUUCUACAAUGCUACAACAGUUAGAGACGAGGAAGGAAGGUAUGUAGUAAAGCUUCCAUUUAAAAGCGAGAACCCAGAGUGUCAAAAUGGUCGAUUGAGAGAAGUAGCUGCCAAGAGAUUCGAGUACUUAGAGAGAAAGCUGACUAAAAACAAUAAGCUUCGCGAGGAAUAUCAUAAGGUAAUGGAUGAAUAUAUAAAAUUAGAGCAUAUGGUUCCAGUGCAAGCAGCUGAUAUCGACAAUCCUAAAGCAGUGUAUCUUCCUCAUCAUGCUGUACUGAGGGAUGAUAAAGACACAACAAAAGUUCGAGUUGUUUUCGACGCAUCGUGUAAAGGUGUUAAUAACAAGUCGCUCAAUGAUGAUCUCCUAGUAGGUCCUAAAUUACAACAAGACUUACGACACAUCUUGAUGCGGUGGAGAACACACAGAAUCUGUAUAUCUGCAGACAUUGUCAAAAUGUAUCGAAUGGUACGCGUAGCUGAUGAAGAUACUCACUUCCAGAGAAUAUUGUGGAGAGAUGCACCAGAUAAGCCGAUUGAACACUACAGACUUUUGAGGCUAACAUUCGGGACUGCUUGUGCACCUUAUCUUGCUGUGAAAUCUCUACAAAGGCUAGCAGACGAUGAGAAACAUAAAUAUCCACUCGCUGCAGAGAUAACGAAGACGGAUUUCUACAUCGAUGACCUUUUGACAGGAUGCGACACUGAAGAAGAAGCACUAACAAUCUACAAUGAGAUGAAUAACUUAAUGAGAGCAGGUGGGUUCGACCUUCAAAAAUGGAGUAGCAACAAUGAGAACGUGAUGAGAUACAUAAGUGAAAACAAGCGAGCUGAUCAAGAAGUUCCCCUCAAGGUCAACAGUUUGGUGAAAAUACUAGGAGUGUGUUGGAAUCGGGAUACAGAUAGUUUUGAAUACACAUUGAAUAUGUUAGAGCCGAGACACCCGAUUACCAAACGUCAUAUUCUUUCUGAGGUAGCCCAACUGUACGACCCUGAAGGAUGGAUUGCGCCUGUCGUCGUUGUGGCGAAAAUGAUCAUACAGAAGUUAUGGAAGACAGGCCUAGACUGGGAUGAUUCUGUGGAAGGUGAGCUACUUGAAGAGUGGUUAACUUACAGACAAGAUUUGAGCAACAUUAAACACAUCACGAUACCAAGGUGGUCACACAACUCCACUACGUCGAAGACGGAGUUACAUGUGUUCGCAGACGCUUCCCAGGCAGCUUAUGGAGCAGCAGUUUAUAUCCGAGUCGUUGAAAACGAAAACGUUUAUGUGAGCCUCAUUACUGCCAAAACCAAAGUUGCGCCUGUGGAAAAGCAAAUUUCUAUUCCUCGACUAGAGUUAUGCGGCGCAGCAAUGGCAGCUACACUAAUCUCAGAAGUAUCUCAGGUAUUGAACAUCAACAAGGAAAAUCUGCACGCGUGGACAGACUCAACCAUCGUCUUGGCAUGGUUGAAAGGUGGAGCAAGUAGAUGGAGCACAUUCGUGAGCAACCGAGUGUCCACUAUACUCAACAUAUUAGACUACGAGCAGUGGGGUCAUGUUGCUACAGACAUGAACCCAGCAGACUAUGCCUCAAGAGGAUUACCAGCUUCACAAUUAUCGAGUCAGUCAUUAUGGUGGAGCGGUCCCGCUUGGCUAUCUGAAAACGACAUCAAUGUCAGCACACCAGACAUUGAAGAUACUCAUGAAGAAGAGAAAGUGAAGACUUUAACCGCUUUGAUAAACACAGAAGAUGAGCUAAUUUGGACAAAAUUUUCUAACUUACAGAGAAUGUUGAGAGUUAUUUCUUAUUGCAGAAGAUGGCUGAACUUAAAUGAAGCUAAAGAGAAACGCGAGAAACAUACACAAUUUAUAACAGCAGAAGAAAUAAAACAAACGUUGGAAAGUUGUAUAAAACAAGCACAAGAGAUAGAAUUCAAAGACGAGAUAAAGCAGUUAAAGUCUGAAGGAAGUGUCCCCAAAAAGAGUAAACUCCGUAAUCUUUGCCCCCUUCUUGAUGAAAGUGGCAUAUUAAGAGUCGGCGGUCGUAUCCAACAAUCGCAUACGGACUAUGACACACAGCAUCCUAUAAUAUUACCUGCUACGAGUCAUCUUAGCAGACUAAUUAUUGUAGAUGCCCACCAGAAGACAAUGCACGGAGGACCCCAACUAAUGCUGAAUUAUUUGAGGUCUAAAUUCUGGAUUAUGCGAGCGAGGGACCUAUCAAAGAAGAGUUAUCGAGAGUGUGUAACGUGCAUCCGAUAUUCUGUCAAGAAUACAACUCAAAUUAUGGGACAGUUACCAGAAGUGAGACUGAAACCCAACAGACCCUUCAAGUCAGCAGGUGUCGAUUACGCAGGACCCAUCAACAUUAGGUUUUCACCCGGUAGAGGUUCGAAAUCCUACAAGGGAUACAUCUGUUUGUUUGUGUGUAUGGUGACCCGCGCCAUCCACCUUGAAGCUGUCACGGACCUGACUUCAAAGGGCUUUAUCGCAGCAUUUAGGCGAUUCACUGGAAGAAGAGGCCAUUGUUAUGACCUCUAUAGCGACAAUGGCACCAACUUUAUCGGCGCAGACAAGCAGUUGAGAGAGAUGUUCAACAGCGCCAAAUCUACAUUUCCAGGUGAGUUAGCAGAGUUACUAAGUUUAGAACGCACCACAUGGCAUUUCAUCCCCCCCCGGGCCCCGAACUUUGGCGGAAUUUGGGAAAGUGGAGUGCGCAGUACCAAGACGCAUCUAAAAAAGGUAAUCUCAGACACUACACUUACGUACGAGGAACUAGCUACCGUUUUAACCCAAGUGGAGGCUUGCUUAAAUUCGCGGCCAAUAACUGUGCUGAGUGACAACCCGAAUGACCCCCUCCCCUUGACACCGGGCCACUUUCUGAUAGGUGAACCUUUAUUAAACUUGAGCGAUGAAAACUAUACACUAUGUAAUUCAAAUCACCUAGAAAGAUGGAGAUUAGUUCAAAAAAUGGUCACCGAUUUCUGGAACAGGUGGUAUAAAGAAUAUUUGGUAACGUUAAAUCAAAGAUAUAAGUGGAACACAAAGAAUGCUGAGCCAGAAAUCGAUGAUGUAGUUAUAUUAAAGGAAGACAAUAUUCCACCUAGCAAGUGGAUUUUAGGCAAAAUUGUACAAAAACAUGUCGGUCCUGAUAAUAUUACACGCGUUGUAUCCGUCAAGUGUAAAAACGGCAUUUUUAAACGACCUGUGAGUAAAAUAUGUGUCUUACCUGUAAAUAAACUUUGCACCUAAUUACUAUAAUUAGUUAUCCGAGUAAAUUUAAAUGAUAAAAGUUAUAAAAAUAACUACUUAAACUAUCUUUACCUACCUAAGUAUUAUGUAAUCUACGUUCCUAUAGCUACUUAUAAACUAGAUUAUAAUACUUACCUUUGAACUUAUAAACUAAAAUAAUUAAUGUAGGUACUUACCUUCAUACUUACCUUAGAUGAGUAAUACUUACCUGUUGCUUAUAUGCUACAUUAACUAAUGUGUAUACCUACAAAAUAAGAUUAAUCUUAGUUACAUACUUACCUGUGUCAUAAUAAGACUCAUACAUAAGUUCAUAAACCUGAGUUGUUGUUGUUAAAGAUAGAUAUCAAUUGUUAUUUUUGUGUUAGUAUAUAGUAUGGUGGGCGGUUAAAUAAGAAAUUCAUAUUUAAACUUAGCCAUGUAUUUACAUAAGAAUGUCAGUCACUAGUUCUUUAAAUUGAGAGCCUAUGUAUAAGUACAUCUGUUGUUUUAAAAUACAUACACCAUACUUGCUUAAUAAUUAAGUCAUAAAACACAUUGUGUUAUUAUUCCUUGAGUUAGGUAUCUUAUAUUGUACUUAAAUAUUUCAUAUUUCGUUGCAUAUUUUGUGUUUACUUAGCGAUUUUUGUAUUUAAAUUGUUUAAAGAACUGCGUCCUUUGGUGGGCGGAAUGUCCAAACGCAAAACCUCAUAUAGGUACCUAGCUAUACAUUACUAUUACAGUCCACUAAAAUAUCGAAUAGGGUAAAAGCAAUUUUUAGUCUAAAUAAAAUCAUUACAAGGUU
Messenger RNA from Plutella xylostella (diamondback moth), 6429 nucleotides. Lineage: Eukaryota; Metazoa; Arthropoda; Insecta; Lepidoptera; Plutellidae. The record is from RefSeq and is a predicted model, not a curated record.